Molecule: messenger RNA, 4016 nt
Organism: Gadus morhua (Atlantic cod)
Lineage: Eukaryota; Metazoa; Chordata; Actinopteri; Gadiformes; Gadidae
Product: RRM_SF domain-containing protein
Exons: 16
Coding region: 149-1717 (522 amino acids)
Molecular function (GO): protein binding; metal ion binding; RNA binding
Source: RefSeq, a predicted model, not a curated record
GGUUCCAACUACGUUACUGGGUCAGGAAGCGGACUGAACCGACGCGAUUACGGCAAAAUUCGAUACCCGUUGACCAAAUGUAGCCAAACAAUGUGUUAACUGCAGUCGUGCACAUUGUAAUGAAAUAUAUUUGAAUUAAUAAUGCUGGAUGGUUGUGCUCAUGAAGUUCACAAGGGAUUUAUGCAGGCUCUUGGGACUCGGGAGCGGUCCUAAUGUCCAGCCCGUGGAGGAGCUGCUGGACUGUGGUCAUGCCCCCUCUGAUCCUCAUGUGGGCUCCCUGUCACAGGACAUUCUCAAUGGAGAGGACGGUCUGAGCGAGGAGGAGAAGGCAAAGAAGCGAGCGGAGCGACGCAGAGCUAAGAGGAAGCGUCAGAGGGAACGUAAGAAGCAGGAACUGGUUAAACAGAGUGAGAACGCUGAGCAGGACGAAGACGAGGAUGGCAGCGCAGACUCUGAGUGCGACGAGAGUGAGUCAGACGCAGAGGUGGUUGCCGUGGACGACGAUGAGGAGGAGGUUUUCGAAGUUGAAGCGGAGGAUUGGGCAGAACACACGUCGGUUCCUCAAAGUGAGGAAAUGUCCCCAGCCGUGGCGCCCUUAGGGAUAAAGGGUCAUCAGAAGAGCCAAGCCAGGCCCAGUGAGGAGGAACCUGAGUGGGACGUCAGCAGUGCUUUCUUCGCCAACGCUGCGAGCCACAUCAAACCCAAGGGCUCGGCUCGCAGGUCUAAGGAGAACAAGGAGAACGAGACCAGGAGGGAGAUAAAUGGUGGUCCAGAUAAUUCAACUAAGAGAAGUGCUUCGUUGACAGAGAAGGGGAUCAAGCUGGUGCAGGAGGGCCAGUACUCUCAGGCAGUCAGCAUGUUUACAGAAGCUAUCCGCUGUGACCCCAACGACUACAGGUUCUUUGGGAAUCGCUCGUACUGCUACAGCUGUCUGGACCAGUACCCCCUGGCCCUGGCUGACGCGGAGCGCUCCAUCUACCUGGCCCCCGACUGGCCCAAAGGAUACUUCCGCAAAGGCACUGCUCUCAUCGGCAUGAAGAGGUACAGCGAAGCAGAGAAAGCGAUGGCGCAGGUUUUAAAUCUAGACAAGGACUGCGAAGAGGCAGUCAACGACCUCUUUCACUGCAAAGUGCUGCAGUUGAUGGCGUACGGUGUUGGGGAGACUCAAAGCGUCCUGCUGCUGGAGCAGCAGUCCUCGGUGCAGGCCGUUCUGUCCUCGUUCCCGGACGCUAACAGAGUUGGGAGCCAGGAUUCAUCCUUGAUGCAGCCAGAAAGCCCGUGUCUCUCGCUGUGGGUGGGCAACGUGACGACCGAGUUGACAGAGAAACACUUACGGGACCUUUUUAAAACGUAUGGUGAAAUAGACAGUAUCCGUGUGCUGCAUGAGAAGUUUUGUGCCUUUGUCAACUUCAAGAACGCCACCAUGGCGGCACGCGCUCUGGAGAAGCUGAACGGUUGUAGCAUCGAGAACACGCGCCUGGUGGUGCGGUACCCCGACCGCCGCACCCAGAAGGCCCUCUCCAUCCCCCUGAGAGCCAGCCUGCCGGCCGUGCAGCAGGCAGCCGUGCAGCAGGCAGCAGGGCCGAGGCGACGAGGCCCGGUCAACGAAGAGGAGUGUUACUUCUGGAGGACGACCGGCUGCCAUUUUGGAGACAAGUGUCGCUACAAGCACUUUCCUGAUCAGAAGGGCCAGGACAGGAAGCCCUGGCAGCCUUGACCACCGUUUCCUUUUUUGAUAAGGGAGCCGGAGCCGGGAUUCCCAAGCCUGAUUCAAGGGAGAACUUUCCGAAGGUGGUAUCCAAAACAACGUUCUGCUCGCCAUUUGUUAGACGACCAGACCUGGACUUUGAAAAUGAGGACCACAGACAGUAUGGUAAACGGAUGGAAGCUCACGAACGAGGCCUUCGAGCCGUGACACCUCACUAUUCCAGCCCCUGUCCAUGUAGUCAAGUUAUUAUCUCAUAUCCAGAGUUACCGUGCUAACUAUGACUCAAUUUAAUGGACACUUCUAUUUAGUUUAUUUUAAUACUUUUAGUGUCGUUUUAUCAAACUUUUUAAUUUCAGGUAAGCACGACGUGGUUUCAGUUAACUCUAAUACUUUAAUUUUUAUGCAUUGUUCUAAUAGUAAUUCUGUGUUUAAUUGUCAGAUAAGAACUUUGACUAAGUUCCUCCGGUUUACCAUUGCAUAUUUAGAGUUUGCUGAGGAGGCAUUAUCUUUUACUUUCUCGCGUUAACACUCCAGAGCUGGGGUCAUUUCCCCGCUGGGUCGACCGGGUGAGACAUGCAAAGCUCUCUGUCCGGCCAGACAGCGGCCGGCUGGUGGCGGGCUCUGAUUUGUGGCAGACACCCGCCCUCUCAUCUCAGCCUAUGUAGCGCCUCUCUCUUCCUGUGCCAGUAGCGGCAGACCAAAGACCAACACACGUUUGAUAUUUUAAGUUUCCCCAGACGCUGCCCACACUGUUAACUUAGAAGGCGCCUAUAACUUUCUUUGCUGCAAAAAAUGUUUAGUCCAAACUCGCAAAGAGUCAUCAGUAAUUCGAGAGCUGAAUCACAUGACGUAGAACCGUGCGUUUAUGAAGUAAUGUGUCGAUUCGGUCGUAGGUUUUAUCACCCCUUUGGCAGGCCUUUCUAAAAUACUAAUAAUUAUAUAAUUGGGAGGCCAAAACACUAGUGUGUUAAGCAGUUAUACAACCAUUGAUUAUCAAUGAAUGAAUAUCUACAUUUGAUCCCCUUAUACAGUUCUACAAAUGCUGUUAAAUAACUAAUUAAAACUGGGGUUAGAGUUGAGGUAUUUUCUGGCUCUAGCUACUUCAUGAUGCAAUUAAGUGUGGUGUGCUCUUCUGUAUCCUGUGGCUUAGAGGAAGUGACAGUUGGAUCAUUUUGCGCAGCGCAUGACAAACUAUCCAUAUCCGCUUCUUUUUUUACCCUUUCUCAGUUUUGUUUCUCUCUCGGCCUCCGUAUGGUUUGAGGACCUUCCACCCAAUGUAAAUGCUACCACAUUACACCAUAUCCGUGUGAUGGCUGGUCAAUCUGGCAAAAUAGACCUUGAUUAAAAGGUAUACCAUAUUCAGGACAAUGCAUGUACUUAAAGUCAGUGUUUUGUUUUUGUUUGCUUCGAUUUUUUAUUUUUCAUUAUAUUGAGAGGCCUGCAAUUCAGUAUUUCACUAAACAAUAGCAAAAUGCUUCUUCUUGUCUCUGACGAACAUAAAAACACUAGAUUAAGGGAGCACUAGCCUAUUGGCUUUACUGUAACUUUGACUAGAAUUGAAACUUGCCACACUACGUUGUAUCUCAAACUAUGCACAAUAUAGCGUACAUAUUUAUUUUUAUAUUUAUACCUAAGCGUAACCAAACUUCAUAUAUUUAGCUUUGAAAUUUCCUUUCUUGUGUAGUGGUCGAAAUAAGAGGGGCUUUCACAACAUUUCCCAACUAGACACGAUUUAAUUUUUCCUGUACAAGUACCUCUGUGAACAGUUUUAGGGAAAAGGCUCCUAUUGCUGUCCGUCUUAAGAGUUGGGUAAAACAAUCUGUCACAAUGUUUAGUUCUGCUUCCCUGUGGUUCUUAAGUUGCCCCUUUUUUAUUUUUCUUGUAGUAUGGGCAAGAGUUUCAAGGCCAAGCCGUGGGGAUAGCCGACAGAUAGAACUCGUACUCCUAAUGGUUAUACAAGACUGAUACUAAUGCCUUUUGUAUCACUGUGCUUUACAAUUUAUGCACAGCACACACAAGACUCAAGUUGUUGUGCGUUAUGUGGUAUUUUAUUUUAUUCUUCUAAUCUGAUGCCUGUUUUCAAAAAGUUGGCAUUUCGAUGGGUUGAUGUUAUAUAUUUAGCACAGAAUUGUAUGUUUAUUCCAUCUAGGCAAACUCGAAUAUAAAAAAAAGAAAGCUUUUAAUUGAUUUAACUUCAGCAUUGCACUCCCCUCCCUCUUUUUAGUUACCAAAUAUUUUGUGCUCAGUUAUGUACUGAACUGCAAGAGCCUUUUUUUGUAUUUAAUAAAUUUAUUUGAAUUAUUUAUUA